Candoia aspera is the source of this 3646-nucleotide messenger RNA. It is a transcript of the gene SLC7A9, whose product is annotated as solute carrier family 7 member 9. NCBI's taxonomy places the organism in Eukaryota, Metazoa, Chordata, Lepidosauria, Squamata, Candoiidae. Gene Ontology annotation, biological process: L-cystine transport; amino acid transmembrane transport. The transcript has 13 exons. Gene Ontology annotation, cellular component: membrane. The record is from RefSeq and is a predicted model, not a curated record. The coding region runs from base 181 to 1653 and encodes 490 amino acids. Gene Ontology annotation, molecular function: L-cystine transmembrane transporter activity; neutral L-amino acid transmembrane transporter activity.
ACUGCAAUUUCCCACUCUCCUGUUUUUCAGCUGUGGGCAUUCUUUACGCUGAAUUGCAAGGAAAAGCACCUGGGGAAAAAGAAAGGGGUAUAUCUGUUGGCAGAGUGUUUGGAUGACAUAUGCGCAAGACCAACCACAAGAUUGCCAACAUUAGCAGGUUUGUCCACACCAAGAAAGCCAAUGGAGAGUGUAAGACACAGACAGCAAAGUUCAAACCAGGCACUUGAUGAGCUUCCUGUUACAAGCAAGAAACCUAAAUCCAUGAACUUACAGAAGGAGGUGGGUCUGAUCAGUGGAAUCUGUGUCAUUGUCGGAACUGUGAUAGGUUCAGGAAUAUUUAUUUCUCCAAAGUCUGUGCUGGCUAAUGUUGGAGCAAUUGGACCUUGCUUGAUUAUCUGGACAGCCUGUGGAGUGUUGGCUACAUUAGGGGCACUUUGCUAUGCUGAACUUGGCACAAUGAUAACGAAAUCAGGAGCAGAAUAUCCUUAUCUGAUGGAAGCCUUUGGGCCAAUACCUGCCUAUUUGUUUUCCUGGUCUAGUCUAAUUGUCAUCAAGCCCAGCUCCUUCGCCAUUAUCUGCCUUAGUUUUGCUGAGUACGUGUCAGCUCCAUUUUAUCCAGGAUGUGACCCUCCCAUUGCUGUCAUUAAGUGCCUGGCUACAGCAGCCAUUGUGGUCAUUACAGUACUAAAUUCACUGAGCGUGAAAUGGGCAAGCUACGUUCAGAACAUUUUAACUGCUACAAAAAUGGUGAUUGUCGUAAUUAUCAUUAUAAGUGGCAUUGUUCUCCUGGCCAAAGGAAACACAAAAAAUUUUAACAAUUCUUUUGACAAUCCCUCACUUUCUGUGGGUGGUAUAAGCCUGGCAUUUUACAGUGGACUCUGGGCCUAUGAUGGAUGGAAUCAACUUAAUUAUAUCACAGAGGAGCUUAAAAAUCCUUAUAGAAAUCUACCACUGUCUAUAAUAAUCGGAAUCCCGCUGGUCACAGUGUGUUACGUUCUGAUCAAUAUUUCUUAUUUCACGGUCAUGACAGCCACAGAACUGUUGCAGUCUCAAGCUGUUGCAGUGACGUUUGGGGACAGGGUACUUUAUCCUGCUUCUUGGAUUGUUCCCCUCUUCGUGGCUUUUUCAACCUUGGGGGCAGCGAAUGGGACUUGCUUCACAUCUGGCAGGCUUGUUUAUGUAGCAGGACGUGAAGGACACACGUUAAAGAUUCUCUCCUACAUCAGUGUUAAACGUUUAACGCCAGCGCCCGCUAUUAUAUUUUAUGGUAUAGUAGCAAUUUUUUAUGUCAUCCCAGGAGACAUCACAACCCUCAUUAACUACUUCAGCUUUGCCGUCUGGUUCUUCUAUGGUCUAACUGUACUGGGACUGAUUGUCAUGCGCUUUACAAGAAAAAAUCUGGAAAGGCCUAUCAGAGUACCUCUGAUCAUCCCUGUGGUUGUAAUGUUAGUGGCCAUUGUACUGGUCUUGGCACCUAUUAUCAGUGAACCUGAGAUGGCAUAUUUGUACUGCGUCUUAUUUACUUUAAGUGGACUUAUCUUUUAUGUACUUUUCAUCCACUUUAAGUUUGGCUGGGCUCAAAAAAUCUCAAAGCCCAUCACCAUGCAUCUCCAGAUGCUCCUGGAAGUUGCUCCAUCAGAAGUCAGUGAAUGAAAAAAACAUCUGAUUUUUACUUUUGAAGAGAAACAAGAUCCUUCAAAUAGUUCAAUUUUGCCAAGCAUUUUACCUCAAUUGGUAUGGCUCUUCAGUGCUGGUGGUUUAAGGAAUAUGUAAGACAGCAAUGAUCUUAGAUUUGGUCAUAUCUACCCUAUUUUACUGGGUGUGUUUGUGUGUGUGCAUUUUUGCAGCAGUUACGAUUUAAAAAUUUAUAGCCAAGCAUGGGAAAAUCAAGAAAGGAAAACAGGGGCUUUCCACUACUAAAAUCAAGAUGAAAAACAUUUAACAAUUGAUAAUUACCCUUUGGACAACCUCAUAGGACAGUAUGUCUGUGCCACCCAUCAGGUAACACAGAAGCACCAAGAGGCCAACUCCUGUAUUAGAUAUGUUGUAUAGCCAUAUUCAAAUGGCAGGGAGAGACAUGACAAGGGUGCAGUUGAGCUGUUGACCUCUAAGAGAUGAGGAAGUUAACAGAAGUGGCUUCACAGAAGGGGGGUGAGCUUUGAAAUCAAGUGUAUCCUUGGCCUCAAGGGAGCUUGAGACAGUGCAAUGCUUUCUCUGUACUUAAGGCAUUUUGCAGGAUCAGUGGAUGGGAUAAUAGGGGCUUAUUGGCCUGGCAUGAGGUCUAAUCAUCACAGCCUAGAAAGGAAUUCCCUACAUUUUUCCUCCUCCGACAUCCAAGUCUGUGUUCUCAUCCCUGUGGAGCUUUAAUGAUGAGGCUGAUGCAGUGUUAACCUCUGGACCUUACAAAGUUGGGUGUUUGAGAAACGAGGACAAACACAUUGGUUCACAGAUACCCCAAAAUCUAAUUACUAAGAUAUUUCGCUUUAAUUAGAAGAGGACAAAGGUGUUUGUAGCAUCUUAGACUGGUGAGAUUUAUUACUGCAGUCCUUAAACUGUGUUGGUCUUUCAGAGAUCACUGGCUUCUUUACCAAUUUUGUUGCUCCAGCCAAUGUAACUAUCUCUGUGAAUCUGCUUAAAAGGAAGGUAGACUUCCAAAUUUUACACUUUAUUUUAGUCAAUGCCCAGUGCAAAACAAGAAUGAUCAGGUAAAGAAAAAGAAAUACAGCACAGGAAACACCAUCCCAAUGUGUCUUUUUAAAUAUAUAAGUGGGAGCAUAAUAUGAGAAGAUACUAAUGCUAAAACUAUAAACUUAAAAUCUAAAAUACAUAUUACUAACAUAAACCUAUAAACCUAGAAUAGAUGCAAUCAAAGGAGAAGCAGAGUCUCUGUGUCCAUGUGUACAUGGCAGAAAUGCCCCUUCGCCAUCAGUCAGUUAUUACAUCAAUGACAUACAACAAAUGGUAUUAUAAUACAGGAGCCACAGUCAGCUCGUGCCUCCUUUUGUAGGUGGCAUAGCAAACCCAUAGAAAUAAAAUCUCUCUGAUGAAAUAAAGUAAUUUUCAUAUAAAAUAAAGCAGUAUGACCUGGGUAUUUUAUUAAAUGAGGAAGAGUAAAACAGGCUCUAAUAUCCAUGUAUAACAAGGUAAACAAUAACAUAUGGGCAGGAGAAUCUAUAGCUCCUGCGCCAUAGACAUAAUCAGGCAGCACAGGGAAAGUUUUUAUGUCUACCUUCCAGAAGAGUAAUGUUAAAUUUUAAAUUCUCAGUUUAGAAAUUGUGAUAAAGUUAAGUAUCUUGCAAGUCUAAACAAGAGAGAGUAGCUAUUCAUGAGUAUAUCACUGGGAAGGCAGGAUUGAUCUAGUUGCCUUUCCACAUCAAGGUAGACUUCAAAGUCUAUAAUCUUAAAGAUGGACCAAUCAAAGCUAUUGCAUAUUGUAAUUGCCCCUCUUUCCUACCAAAGGGACACAGAAAGAUAGGUGGGGUGGACAACCAGCUGAAUAAUCAUAGAGGCUGCUGACAAGAUUAUCUUUACUUAGGUGGGUAAGGUAGAGUAUAAAAACAAAAGGACCUCUUGGUGACAAGUAGGCAGAAAUGAUUAUUUCUGUUCAGUCUGAUUUUGUAAACUGGAUAAAUAAAAUGCUUCUAAC